Messenger RNA from Perkinsus marinus ATCC 50983, 2894 nucleotides. RefSeq names its product vacuolar proton translocating ATPase 116 kDa subunit A isoform, putative. The transcript is spliced from 29 exons. The record is from RefSeq and is a predicted model, not a curated record. Bases 29 to 2668 code for a protein of 879 amino acids. Gene Ontology annotation, biological process: vacuolar acidification; proton transmembrane transport. Gene Ontology annotation, cellular component: vacuolar proton-transporting V-type ATPase, V0 domain; vacuolar proton-transporting V-type ATPase complex. Gene Ontology annotation, molecular function: proton-transporting ATPase activity, rotational mechanism; ATPase binding. NCBI's taxonomy places the organism in Eukaryota, Perkinsozoa, Perkinsida, Perkinsidae.
AGUUCUGGUGGCGUUAUCUACUUUACUCAUGGGCCUCCUUCGAAGCGAGACCAUGAAGCAUGGGACCCUGGUCCUCCCUGUCGAUCGGGCCCGGGAGUUCGUAGACGUCAUCGGCUACUCUACACGAAUAGAAUUUGAGGACAUGAAUAGUGCUAGUAUGCAUAGGAAUUACCGGAAGUAUAUACAAAGGAUUGAGGAGCUCGAGAGGAUAAUACGGUUCCUAGAGGUGGAGAUCCACGAGGCAUCGCCUCAUAGUAGAAUACGGAAAGGUCAUAUAGAAUCAUUCGUGAUGGACACUGCUGAGAACUAUCGAUUGGAUACACUGGAGGCUGACCUCAAAAGAAUAUACCAGCGAUUUGUGAAGUUUCAGGAGAACAACGCGGAGCUCAUAUCGUCGAGGAACGCCGCUUUGGAGGAAAAAUACGUUUGUUUCGCCGCGAGCAACUUUCGAGGAUACCUUGGGAACUCUGAUGAAAGUUUUCUAUCGAGUGCUGUGCUCAAUCCUCAGCAGGCAUCUCUCAUUGAGGAGGGGGAGGCUCUCACAGGAGCUUAUCGCGGUCGCUCAGAGCGGUCCACGGCCGGGGUCAGCUGCAUUGCUGGGGUAGUUCUACAGUCGGAUCAGACGAGGUUCGCGAGAGUUUUAUUCCGAGCCACAUUUGGCAACACAUUCACAGAUUUCGUCCAAAUUCCGGAAGCACUUCGGGAUGCGAAAACUGGCGAAAAUGAAUAUUACAGCGUUUUCAUGGUCUACUUUCAGGGUUACUCUCCAACCACUGGAAGUAUGGCUCAAAAAAUACGUAGGAUAUGCACAGCCUUCGGUGCUCAUAUGUACCCCUGGCCACACAGCGAGUCGGAGGCCUCUGCCCGAAUGGGGGAUUUGGAUGAGCUUCUAGUUGACAAGCUGCAGGCGUUGGAUGCCUAUAGGAGGUUUAUAGAGGAGGAAAUCGAACAUUUGGUAGAACCAGUUGGGAUCGGGGGAAAUUCUCUCAUUGAGGAUUGGGCUCUCUUUCUGGCCAAAGAAAAAGGCAUAUAUACUUUGUUGAAUAUGUUCGAGGGUGACGUAACGCUGAGAUGCGACUGUUGGUACCCAGCAGAGGAGGAGGAUGAUAUUCGUCAUACACUGGUUCGAAUGAGCUCUACUAAUAUGGUAGGAAUAGAAAUGAUGGAGGAGCAAGUCGCUCAUCGCGGUAGGAGUCCGCCGACCUACAUGAAGACCAAUGAGGUCACUCAAAUAGCGCAGGAUCUGGUGGAUACGUACGGCAUUCCGCGGUAUAAAGAGGCUAAUCCGGCGCUGUUCACCGUCGUUACCUUUCCCUUCCUAUUUGGUGUCAUGUUCGGGGACGUUGGCCAUGGUGCUAUGCUCUUCCUACUAGGGACUUGGGCUAUAAUUCAAGGACCGCAGUUGGACCGUUCCUUAGCUGUGUUACGCAAGAUGCGUUUCAUGGUCACGGCUAUGGGCUUUUUCGCCAUAUUCGCAGGUCUCAUGUAUAACGAUUUCUUUGCGGUGGGGCUCAACCUCUUCGGUAGUCGCUGGGAUUGUUCUGGUAUCACCUGCCGUCCAUUAUAUGAUACCACCAAUACCGGAAAUCAACAGGGUAGUAGUAGUAGUAGUAGUAGUAGUAGUAGUAGUAGUAGUAGUAGUUCCUAUCCAUACGCUGGGCCGUAUCCCUUUGGGUUGGACCCUGUGUGGCAUGGUGCUACCAAUGAGCUCGUGUAUGUGAAUUCGAUGAAGAUGAAGAUCUCAGUGCUUUUCGGCGUUGUCCAAAUGCUACUGGGCAUUUUUCUCAAGUUCUCUAAUGCGGUAUACGACCGUAGUGCUGUGGACUUCUUUUUCGAGUGCAUACCGCAGUUGGUAUUCCUCGUCAGCAUUUUCGGCUAUAUGGACUGGAUGAUUUUGUAUAAGUGGACCCGUGAUAUCUCUUUCAACCCAGCACCGGGCCUCAUCAACACCCUCAUAGCGAUGUCACUGGGUCAGGGUGUUAAGCCAGGCCAAGUUCUCUAUCCUGACCAAGGUUGGGUCCAGUCGUUGCUCAUAUUCCUAGCGGUAAUCAGCGUCCCUCUAAUGCUGGUGCCCAAACCAGUUAUACUAUGGUGGAAGCAUAGACAAUCUGACGAACAGUUCAUGCAACGGCAGCGAGCCCAUGCAGUGCGACGUCGUGACGAGGCUGGGCUUGGGCUUAUGGACCAUCAAACAGAUGCUGUGGAAAUGACUGUGGGAGGCUCAUCAUCAUCAUCAUCAUCAUCGACGAUGAAGGCAGAGACUGGCGAGGAUGAGGAGUUCGACUUGGGAGAUGUAGUUAUACAUCAGGUCAUCGAAACCAUCGAGUUUGUCCUUGGUACGGUAUCCCAUACAGCCUCCUAUCUCCGUCUCUGGGCAUUGUCCCUCGCCCAUCAACAGCUCAGUUUGGUCUUCCUAGAGAUGACCGUCUUCCAUGCUAUGGCCAAUGGACCGUAUGUAAUCAAUGCCAUCGGGAUUUACAUAUCUUUCGCGAUAUUCUUCGGUAUAACAUUAGCGGUUCUGAUGGGCAUGGACGUCCUCGAGUGUUUCCUCCACGUUUUGAGGUUGCAUUGGGUGGAGUUCCAGUCGAAAUUCUUCCGUGGUGAUGGUCAUAAAUUUGAGCCCUAUACCCACGAGAAUGUCCUUGAGCAAGCUACCCAGCAUACUUGACAGUCGCCGACGCCAUUUUAUGCAUAAUUGAUAGAGAUAAAUUUGAUAAGGAUCCUUGUGUUGUCUGUGAUGACGAAAAAUACCCUCUCCUUGCGAUUGGCUAUGAUGAUUGAUUGGUAUUAUGAAUUGCUCUUACCGGGGAUCGAUCUCGCCUACUACUAAUGAUUAGAUUAGUUGCUGCUGCUACUACACUUACAUACAUCGUUCCUCUCGAAGGAGGGUGCAA